GGCACACUGCACCAGUGUGUCAUAGUCUGUAUCUCAUCUUGCUCUGUUACCGAAACUUCUGAUCAGCCAGCCAUCCAAAUCCUCUCAGUCUGGUGAACAGAAACGGAAACAAGGGAAGGGAGAAAAUUACAGAGGAAGGGGGUGUAUGGGGUAAUUUGUUCAGUGGUGUAAAGUAGUAAGAGGGAAGGCUGCAGGGAAAUGUGGGCUGGGUUACACUGGCACUUAAAAAGAAGCUUGCGUUGACUCCUGUGCAUUUCACCAGCAGCCAGGCUGGGAGGCAAAUAAGGGACGAGUGAAGGAGUGGAUGAGACAACAGCUUCAGGGGGAAGGUGUACUCUCACUUCAUUGAAGCAAGUGUAUUUUUAGCCCUUCCACUCAACUACUUCACUUCACAGCUUUUUCUUCCACUGUGUCUUGGUGGGGGCUAGCCAUGGGUACUGGUUUGGACAGGUUUCUGUGGUCAGUACUGCUGCUGCUGCCAGUCUUUGGGCAAUCUGAGGCUCUGCCAGAAAGCUGGCUGCCUGGGGAAUAUUCAGACACCAUCAGUGAUGCACAAAGGUUCCUCAGUGACUACAACAGCACCGCCGAGGAGGUGUUUUUCCACAGUGUCUCUGCCAGCUGGAACUACAACACCAACAUAACAGACCACAACUCAAAGCUUCAGGUAAGUGCAUCUCUUGAAGAACAGGCAUUCGUGGAGGCAUGGGGGAUCAAGGCUAAGCAGGUCUUCUCUUCUGGAGUUCUCGACACCCUUCCUGACCCUAAAGACAAAAAAUUGAUGGAAAAGAUCAUGCUACUCGGUGCUGCCAACCUUCUCCCGAAAGAAAGAGAGGAGUAUAACACCAUUCUGAGCACCAUGGACAAUAUUUAUUCGACAUCUAAGGUGCACCCACAGCCAAACAUCAGCUGGAGUCUGGAACCUGAGCUCACAAAGAUCAUGGCUAACUCCAGGAGCUACAAGACGCUGCUGUAUGCCUGGGAGGGCUGGCACAAUGCGUCAGGCGUGCCACUCAAACAGUACUAUCCAAGCUUUGUGGGGCUCAGCAACAAAGCCUCGCGAGCUGAUGGAUUUCAGGACACUGGAGAUGACUGGCGCUCUUGGUAUGAGACUGAAACUUUUAGGCAGGACUUGGAAGAAAUCUACAAGACCAUUGAGCCGCUCUACCUGAAUCUGCACGCCUUUGUGCGCCGCCAGCUCUACAACCAGUAUGGCCCCAAAUACAUCAACCUUAAAGGACCUAUCCCUGCUCACUUGCUAGGAAAUAUGUGGGCCCAGACCUGGAACAACAUUUAUGAUAUGAUGAUCCCAUUUCCUGACAAACCUAACAUUGAUGUGACUGAUGAAAUGGUCAGACAAGGCUAUAACGCCACACACAUGUUUCGUGUGGCCGAGGAGUUCUUCACCUCUCUGGGUUUGGAGAGGAUGCCUGAGGAGUUCUGGGAGGGAUCCAUGCUGGUUAAGCCUCAGGGUCGAGAGGUGGUGUGCCACGCGUCUGCCUGGGACUUUUACAAUCGCAAGGACUUCAGAAUUAAGCAGUGCACCACAGUCACGAUGGAACAGCUCUUCACUGUACACCAUGAGAUGGGACAUAUUCAGUAUUACCUGCAGUACAAGGACAAGCCUAUGGGCUUCCGCAGUGGAGCCAACCCUGGUUUUCACGAGGCUAUCGGUGAUGUUUUGUCCCUUUCGGUUUCUACGCCCAAGCAUCUGGAAACCAUUAAUCUUCUGGAAUCUGUGACAUCUGACAUCGAAACUGACACCAACUACCUGCUAAAAAUGGCUCUGGAGAAGAUAGCCUUCCUUCCCUUUGGCUACCUUAUUGACCUCUGGAGAUGGGAUGUCUUUAGUGGAAAGACCCCUCCGGAGCGUUACAAUGCUGACUGGUGGUAUCUCAGAACAAAAUAUCAAGGCAUCUGCCCACCCACCAGGCGUACAGAGGAGCACUUUGAUGCUGGGGCAAAAUACCACAUCCCUGGGAACACGCCGUACAUCAGAUAUUUUGUCAGUUUCAUCCUUCAGUUCCAGUUUCAUGAAAAACUUUGCGAAGCAGCCAAGCACACAGGUCCCUUGCACACAUGUGACAUCUACCGGUCUGCGGAGGCGGGAGCCAUUUUAAAGAAAGUCCUUCAGGCCGGCUCAUCUGAAAGCUGGCCAGUUGUGCUCCAGGAUGCUAUAGGCACUAAUAAAUUAAAUGCCAGCUCACUCAUGAAGUACUUUGAGCCAAUUAUUGAGUGGUUGAACAAGCAAAAUGUGAAUGAGACGUUGGGAUGGCCAGACUUCAACUGGGUCCCACCUAUGCCUGAAGGCUACCCAGAAGAUAUCGACAAGAACACAGAUGAGCUUGAUGCGCAGAAGCUUCUGGAAGAGUACAACAGUACAGCUGAGGUGGUAUGGAAUGCAUACACUGAGGCCUCCUGGAAGUACAACACCGACAUCAAUGAAGCCAAUAAGCAGGCAAUGCUUGAAAAGAACCUGGAGAUGUCAGCACACACCUUGAAGUAUGGACUGCAGGCCCGUCAAUACGACACCACUGACUUCCAAGAUGGCUCGGUCAAACGCAUCAUUAAAAAACUCAGUGACAUCGAGAGGGCUGCGCUCCCCUCUGCAGAACUGGAAGAGUACAAUACGCUCCUGUCCAACAUGGAGACCAAGUACAGCGUGGCUGAGGUCUGCAGAGAGAAUAAUGAAUGCCUCCCUCUGGAUCCAGAUCUCCAGAAGAUCAUGGCAGAGUCCAGGGAUUACGAUGAGCUGCUAUUUGCCUGGAAAGGAUGGCGAGAUGCUGCUGGCAAAGUACUCCGUCAGGAUUAUAAGAGAUAUGUUGAACUGGCCAACAAAGCUGCCACACUAAAUGGUCACUCUGAUAAUGGAGCUUUCUGGCGUUCCCUGUAUGAAACGCCUACCUUUGAAGAAGAUCUGGAGACUCUGUGGAAGGAGCUGGAGCCACUCUAUCUAAACUUGCAUGCUUAUGUUCGAAGGGGUCUAUACAAUAAGUAUGGCUCCAACUAUAUCAACCUAAAGGGGCCUAUUCCUGCUCAUUUACUUGGCAACAUGUGGGCACAGACGUGGUCUGGCAUAAUGGAUUUGGUCAUACCCUACCCAGACGCUACACAGGUUGACGCCACCCCAGCCAUGGUGCAGCAGGGAUGGGAUGCCAUCAGAAUGUUUCAGGAAUCUGACAAAUUUUUCACCUCACUUGGUUUGGAGCCAAUGCCGCCGGAAUUCUGGAACAAAUCUAUGCUGGAGAAGCCGUCUGAUGGACGCCAGGUGGUGUGCCACGCCUCUGCGUGGGACUUCUAUAACCGAAAAGACUUCAGGAUCAAGCAGUGCACUGUUGUCACAAUGGAUGACCUGAUCACCGUGCACCACGAGAUGGGCCACAUUCAGUAUUUCCUGCAGUACAAAAACCAGCCCGUGUCCUUCCGUGACGGAGCCAACCCCGGCUUUCAUGAGGCCAUUGGAGAUGUACUUGCCUUGUCUGUGUCGACACCCAAACAUCUGCAGAGCAUCGGCCUCCUGGACAAGGUUGAGAACAACUAUGAGAGUGACAUCAACUUCCUGAUGAGCAUUGCACUUGACAAGAUUGCCUUCCUACCUUUCGGCUACCUGAUGGACCAAUGGAGGUGGAAGGUGUUUGAUGGACGCAUCCCACACACCGAGUACAAUAAAGAAUGGUGGAACCUCAGAUUGAAGUACCAGGGAUUGUGCCCACCUGUAACACGCACUGAGGAGGACUUUGACCCAGGUGCAAAGUUCCACAUCCCAGCUAACGUUCCCUACGUCAGGUAUUUUGUCAGCUUCGUCAUCCAGUUUCAGUUCCACAAAGCUCUGUGUAAUGCUGCCAAGCAUAAUGGACCUUUAUACACUUGUGACAUCUACCAAUCCAAAGAAGCUGGAAAGCUCUUAGGUGAUGUAAUGAAGCUGGGCUUCAGCAAGCCCUGGCCUGAGGCUAUGGCUAUGAUCACUGGCGAGUCCAAAAUGAGUGCCCAGCCACUCAUGGAGUACUUCCAACCUCUCAUUGAAUGGCUUGAGAAGGAGAACAGCAAGAACAAUGAUGUUCGCGGGUGGCCAGAUUACGACUGGAAGCCUUUUAGUGAAUCUCCAACAGGUGAAGCUAAAACAGUGGAUUUCCUGGGUUUAAAUGUGAACAGGUCGGCUGCCACAGUCGGCCAGUGGAUCCUGUUGGCCCUCGGCAUGCUGCUAUUGGUGGUCACCAUCCUUAUGGCCUACAUGUACAGGAAGGCAAGAAAGCCUGAAAAGUCCUUGUCUACUAUGGAGCUGAAGCAAAAAGAUUAGCCAUGUUUGAAGACUGAACGACGAGAGUGAAGCCUGACUUACUGUAGCUGGCACAAUACCAACCUCAAUGUGAACAUCAGUGUUUUUUGUGUACUGCACAACAUCUGAACAAAUUUGCUCCUCAUGUUUUGUCUGCCUACCAAGUUUUGCAUAUUUAUUGUAUACACAAAAACACAAAAUUCCUUACUUGCCUAUGCAAAAGAACACAUGCAAUUUGUUUUUGUAAUUUAUUUGUAAGCUUUGAUGUUAAAGAAGGAAGAGUUUUAAAAUGAAAAAAUGAAAAUUUGUAAAGUCAUUCAUUGUGUAAGUGUUUCUGAAUAUUUGAUUUUUUUCUAAUAAGUUGAAUCCUCAGCAUUUCUACAAUAAAGACAUUAAAUAUUUA
Messenger RNA from Maylandia zebra (zebra mbuna), 4676 nucleotides. It is a transcript of the gene ace, whose product is annotated as angiotensin I converting enzyme (peptidyl-dipeptidase A) 1. The record is from RefSeq and is a predicted model, not a curated record. Gene Ontology annotation, biological process: proteolysis. Gene Ontology annotation, molecular function: peptidyl-dipeptidase activity; metallopeptidase activity. Gene Ontology annotation, cellular component: plasma membrane. Lineage: Eukaryota; Metazoa; Chordata; Actinopteri; Cichliformes; Cichlidae.